ACGCCCGACUGGUCCCCCGACACAGUGCUGUGGAGAUCCUUGCCCAACUCUGUGGUCGACAAUCGUUCUAGUAGGAGCUCCUCGGGCAUACCGACAUCUCUGACCGACUCAACCAUCGAAGAAGAUUCAGUAGGGACCGCCAAGUCCUUGAUGGCGUCAUCUCUGUACUCAACAGCGUCAUCCUCCCUCCGAUUGAAUCCGCAGCUGGUGAACACCCGAGUAGAAAUGGUUUAUUCCCUUCUGUCGACGUUGGCAACUGAAGAUCGCGAUGACGUUUCUGCCACUCUUGAGACCAUGACAACUUCGAAAGAGAGUUGCCUCGCGAUGCGACAGAGCGGCUGCAUUCCGCUUCUCGUUCAGCUUCUCCAUGGGAUUAUCGACGAGCACGGGAACCCGAAAGGUCGACUCCGAACUCGUGAGUCCAGAGUCCGGGCCGCCAAGGCUCUGCACAACAUUGUACAUGCUUUGCCCGACGACAAACGAUCCAGACGCGAAGCUCGUGUUGUCAAGCUUCUGGAGCAGGUCCGAGACUUCUGUGAUGCGCUUGAAGAAGGUGAUCAGGCAGAGAAUUUGGAGAAUGAGAAUAAGGAAUUCGAACAUCCAACCUCAGCGGUUGCCGCCCUCAUGAAGUUGUCUUUCGACGAGGAGCACCGCCACGCCAUGUGUCAACUCGGUGGUCUUCAGGCGAUCGCAGAACUCCUUCACUGCGAUUUCGCUGCUCAUGGUCACAACCGUGAGUCCUGCCUCCUGAUACGUCGCUACUCGGGCAUGGCUCUGACGAACCUGACCUUUGGCGAUGGCAACAACAAGGCGGCACUUUGCUCGAUGCGAAGCUUCAUGACAUCUCUCGUGGCUCAAUUGGAUUCUCGAUUCGACGAUCUGAAACAGGUCACCGCGAGUGUACUGCGUAACCUAUCCUGGCGUGCCGACAGCAUGAGCCGAGUCUCUCUGCGAGAAUCGGGCAGUGUCAUUUCCCUCACAAAGUGCAUGAUGUCCAUGGAAAAAGAAGGAACCCUGAAAUCCGUCUUGUCGGCUCUGUGGAACCUGAGCGCUCAUUGUACUGAAAACAAAGUUCAGAUCUGCUCUGUCGAGGGUGCCCUCGGUUUCUUAGUCGGGACCCUGACGUACCGGAGCCAGGGCAAAACCCUUUCAAUCGUGGAGAACGGCGGCGGAAUCUUGAGAAAUGUCUCAUCGUACGUCGCAACACGAGACGAAUACAGAGCGAUACUGCGCAGACACAGCUGUCUCGAAAUUCUUCUCCAACAACUGAAAUCUCCGAGUCUUACCGUGGUCAGCAAUGCGUGUGGAACGCUUUGGAAUCUAUCCGCGCGCUGUCCCCAAGAUCAAAAACGACUCUGGGAGCUGGGCGCUGUCGGUAUGCUGCGCAAUCUGGUCAACUCGAAACACAAAAUGAUCUCGAUGGGCUCGUCCGCCGCUCUCAAGAACCUUUUGACGGCUCAGCAUCUCUCCGAUUCUCUAGAAUGCGGCGGGCUCGAGUCAAGACUGAGCUCGCUCGUCUCCGAGGAUUUGUCUCUCAAGAGUUCCGAGACGAGCUCGAUCAGAAGUUGUGACACUCCCGUAUUGCUGGCCCGCAAGGCCAAGAAUCUCAAGCAGCAAUACAUAACGGGUGAAAACGCCAAAAACCUCAGUGAAUUGUGCGACAACAUCGAAGCGUCGCCGAAGGCCAGCCCCGUGUCCGAGAAGAGAUCUCUCUUCUUCCCUUCGCUGCCGGGUCGCAUGCAUUAUUCUGUCGGCGAACACGUACCGCGGUCCGCAUCGAGGGACUCCAUACGGUCGACGUAUUCUGAGCCAGGCUAUGUACGCCCCAGACCGCACUCCUUAGGCCAACUGCGGCAUUCGAGCAUCGAUCGGUAUUCACACAUCGAUUGGAGCACUACUUCAGCUUUCCUGGCGUCUUCUGAAGGAACCCGAGCUGCAUCGGCUCGUCGGCGACCCGCGAGCUCCUCCUGCGUGAGGCCGACGUCGACAUACGCUUCGUUCAUAUCGACUUCAAUUUUCGAAGACAAGGAGGAGUUUUCACCAACGAAUAGCAAGCAAGGAACUCCACACAGAGAACCUCGCAGAUCUGCGAGAGACCCACCGAGAGAUGUCAAAGCACGAAAAGAUACCUCGGAAAAGAAACUCUCUAUCGAGAAAAGAUCGGCGAUACCGAGCCCAAUGAGUGGGUCUAUGACGGACUCUCAGACUUCCGGCUCGUCUCCAUUGAAACGCAGCCGGAUCCCUCAGGUCAAGAGACCGACGGAAUCCCCUCCGCCCCCGCCGUCGAUGAACAAGAAGAAAACCGCUCCGGUGGAGCCCCGCUCGACGGAGACUGUUUCCAUGGAAAUUCCGAAUCCGGGCCCUACCCCGGGAAACCUCACCGUGAGCUCCUCGACAGAUCCAGCGUCCUCGGACUCGGAAACCAACCUUUCACUGCCGGAAAAACCUCCGACCGUGGCGGUCAGGAGUGUGAAACCGGUUCCAACGCCGCCUCCUUCGUCGCCGAAUUUCCCCUCGAAAAAGAGCUCCGGAAACAACAACGAUUCCGACAGGAACUCAUCCUCCAUAUCGGACAAAAGUCCACCGCCCUCGCCGCGGAAAAGCCUCACGAACAAGCACUUACGAGCUAUCGAGAUCGAGGACGACUCGAGCAUCACUUCCGACCUUGGCGGGGUCCAGCCGCCGUCCUUCUUCAACGAUUUGGGCUCGAUGGCGAGCAGCUGUGGGUCUCUGGAACUCACUGGAGAUCGUACUCCCGGGAAGAAACUCUCGCUCCAGGCCCGACAAUGCUGGAACGCAGACGAAUGGAGUCCGAAAAGCUGCGAAAACCUCGACAACGUUAUGCCGCCCUCAGGCUUGAACUCGGUCGAAUGCCUUUCGCUCGGGAGCUCUAUGAACUCCGAUCUCCUGCUGAACGCCAAUCCGCCUUCGUACAUGGAGGACCACUCGUUCGACGACCGCACGCAUGACGUCAUUGCAGCCGACGAGACCUACACGCGAGACGUUGUAAAUCACAAUGAACCGCCGAUUUACCCUCGCGUCAGCGCCGCCACGUACACUCAACAGAAUCCGCAAUUCGCAAACAACAAGCCUUCGAACAACUGCGUCGCUCAAUUGCUGGACGAUCCGACCGAGAUCGGAUCGGACGCGUUCCUGUCAGAUGUCGAAGGUGAUGAUCUUCCCUACGAUUCGAGUACUGAAUAUUACACCUGUCGACAGUCUACGGAAACGUUACGCGCUUCGCACUUCAUGAGCUGCAACAGCGGCCACUCGAAGGACGCGACUGUUGGUAGCAGCGAGAAUCUCACAUCACUCGACAACACGCUGACAUUCGACGUGUCGGCGGGCAGGAGGAACUCCUGCGCUGAUCUGACGUACGACGCUACGCUAGUAUACGAGCCAGCCGAUGACGAGUGCUCUGUCGUGAGCAGCGUUGACGACGCCACCUAUGACAUCUCGUCGCCGCGGCCCCAAACUCCUACGAGAGGUGCUAGAAUCGUGAAGCCAGUUGUGAUCAACGGUGUGCCCGUAAUGCCGGGAUCGCCCGCGAAACCGCCAGUCGUAAUCAUAGCGGGGAGAAACUCAACGAAAAAUUCCCCUAAGAAAGUACCAACGGUACCGAUUCGCCAGACGAGGGCGAGUGCUCUUCGAGCCUCGAGGGCCCAGAUUCCGGCUGAGCUGGAGAGAUCGGGCUCGAGAUCCACGAGCUCGUCGCCGGCGAGAUCGCCGCCAGUGAGCGCCAGGCUUUCAAGUCCGGCCAAUCGCCGCCCCCUCCCGAGAACGGCGUCGUCGCCGACCCCGAGAACGCCUAUCGGCGGAAAAGCUCCGCAGGUGGCGAGCCCGCUCGCCUCACGGAGCUCGAGUCUCAACAGCAGAGUUACGUCGGCCGAUAACGUGCGUCCACCUACCGGUCCGAAAACUCAAAUUGAGAACCAGCCCCCCAAGCCCGCCGCUCUGACGAAACAAGGUACAUUCACGAAAGACUCCGGUGAGCUCGCUCUGAAGCCUGCUCCUGCGAUACCAGCCAGGACCAUCGUGCCAAACGCAACCUCUGUCCAGAACAAUCAGGCAAAAGCAAACACAAUGAAUGCGGUCCGUGCUCCCAUGCACAAAUCGUCGUCCGUGAGCCACAACAUGACUCGAAGCACCCACCCGACUCUCAACAGGGCACAGUCUGACGCUGCGCAAAUGAGCAAAUCCGUCGUCCAGACGGCAACUCAAAGAAACUCCCGCAGGGUCCCCUUGGCAAUGCGGACCACCGCCGCUUCUCGCGCCCGCGCGGCAGCGAUCGCUCAUGCAAAAGCGCAACCAAGCCAGGCACGCGUUGUUCUCACGAAACGAGCCAUCACUAGUAUAGAACGACCAACAUCGAACUCGAUCAACAACAACGUGAACAACAACAAUUACGAGAACAAUGACUUCACCAUCAACAAGAACAACACGACGGCUUUUCACGCUAACGACAGCUCAUCUUUGAUUCGGAGUGGAACUUACGAGAAGAUCAACGAAGUAGGGCUCACUGCCUACCCUGAUUCGAACGAUAACGAGAAGAGCCGAACCGUCGGCGCCCAUCCAGUGAGACCCAGUGAGUUUUGGUCGACCUCGAAAACGUCAUCAGCUCCCCAGAGUUCUCAGAAAACCACCGGAUUCUUGAAGAGAUCCGUGGCCGCUUACCGGAAGGUGGGCGAUUCGUCCCCUGUGGCCGCUCCCCGUUCGAUCCCUGGACUUCGGAGUCCAUCCGAAGUGACGAAACUGGUCGGUCCGUCGGUUGCGAGUGUUGCGUCUCCCGCAGCAGUGAUCGCACCGUUCAGCUAUCGUCCACGUUCGACACCAACCACCCCGAACGGCUCAAAGAUUCCCAUGAUCAGGAGCGAGGACAAGAAGCCAUCAACUACGCCCGAUGACGAGGGGUACGUUGUGGCCACAGCUCGUCUAGUCACAACUGUAUAG
Molecule: messenger RNA, 4950 nt
Organism: Galendromus occidentalis (western predatory mite)
Lineage: Eukaryota; Metazoa; Arthropoda; Arachnida; Mesostigmata; Phytoseiidae
Gene: Apc2
Product: Adenomatous polyposis coli 2
Exons: 15
Coding region: 151-4950 (1599 amino acids)
Biological process (GO): negative regulation of canonical Wnt signaling pathway; nervous system development; cell fate specification
Cellular component (GO): beta-catenin destruction complex; catenin complex; cytoplasmic microtubule
Molecular function (GO): gamma-catenin binding; microtubule binding; beta-catenin binding
Source: RefSeq, a predicted model, not a curated record